GAGGAGAAGCUUUUGGCCCCUGCGUGGACUCGAGUGGGCAGUGGUGGUUCUUUCUCUGCGGGUUGCUGCGGGGCGUUACCUGCCAACAUGACGGACCAGCAGGCAGAAGCCCGGUCCUUCCUCACUGAGGAAAUGAUUGCGGAGUUCAAAGCCGCCUUCGACAUGUUUGACGCGGACGGCGGCGGAGACAUCAGCACCAAGGAGUUGGGCACCGUCAUGCGGAUGCUGGGCCAGACGCCCACCAAGGAGGAGCUGGACGCCAUCAUAGAGGAGGUGGACGAGGAUGGCAGCGGCACCAUCGACUUCGAAGAGUUCUUGGUCAUGAUGGUGCGCCAGAUGAAAGAGGACGCCAAAGGGAAGUCUGAGGAAGAACUGGCCGAAUGCUUCCGCAUCUUCGACAGGAACGCAGAUGGCUACCUGGAUGCCGAGGAGCUGAUCGAGAUUUUCAAGGCGUCUGGUGAGAGCGUCACUGAUGAGGAAAUUGACUCGCUCAUGAAAGACGGAGACAAAAACAACGACGGCCGGAUUGACUUUGACGAGUUCCUGAAGAUGAUGGAGGGUGUGCAAUAAAGCACCUGAACAUUCCUGCAAGGGUAGUGGCUAGGCCGGG
Messenger RNA from Euleptes europaea (tarantolino), 610 nucleotides. RefSeq names its product troponin C2, fast skeletal type (gene TNNC2). Gene Ontology annotation, molecular function: calcium ion binding. Gene Ontology annotation, cellular component: myosin II complex. Lineage: Eukaryota; Metazoa; Chordata; Lepidosauria; Squamata; Sphaerodactylidae. The transcript has 6 exons. The coding region runs from base 88 to 570 and encodes 160 amino acids. The record is from RefSeq and is a predicted model, not a curated record.